AUGAGCUUGAGUCACUCGCAUCCCAAUCGCCCCGUGUGGGUCCCUGACAGCACGGUGAGCGCAUGCUCGCGAUGCAAGUCUAGCUUCUCCUUCGAGCUGAGGAGGCAUCACUGCCGGCACUGCGGCCUCAUCUUCUGCCACUACUGCAGCGCCAAGUCGCGGCCCCUCCUCCUCCUCGGCUAUCUCGAGCCCGUCCGUGUCUGCGAUCCCUGCUUCGAGAUCUGCUCCCUC
Messenger RNA from Guillardia theta CCMP2712, 231 nucleotides. RefSeq lists its product as hypothetical. The record is from RefSeq and is a predicted model, not a curated record. Lineage: Eukaryota; Cryptophyceae; Pyrenomonadales; Geminigeraceae. Gene Ontology annotation, molecular function: metal ion binding. The annotation marks the transcript as partial. The transcript has a single exon.